Nematocida parisii ERTm1 is the source of this 469-nucleotide messenger RNA. RefSeq lists its product as uncharacterized. The record is from RefSeq and is a predicted model, not a curated record. NCBI's taxonomy places the organism in Eukaryota, Fungi, Microsporidia. The transcript has a single exon. Bases 1 to 270 code for a protein of 89 amino acids.
AUGAAAUUUACAGUGUCAAGAGAUGAGCUACCAAAGGUCUCCGUUCUUGAGUUUAAUGGGGAGUUCGAACAGCUGGAUAAGCUAAACAUGGACAUACAAGAAGACAGAAUUGUUUUCAACACGUCUUUUAUUAAAAGCGGGAAAAAAUCUUCUUCAAAUAAUCUUAUUCUACGAGCACAUAAUGGAGUAAUAACGCCGCAUGCCAUGUGUACUGACCAUAUACUCUUUGAUACUCCACCAAAGUACAUAAAUAACUGUAAAAGAGGAUAAAAACAGAGAAUAAAUUAGAUUGGUCAACCCUGAUGAUCACAGAAUAGCGAUAUUAAGAUAUAACUAGGAGUUAAAUCGAAAUAGACAUCAUAAUUCUUAUUAAUGCCAUUUUUGGAUACUAGUAACUGUAUAGAAGGCAUUUAUACUGAAAUUCAUGGAAAUUCUAUACAAUACUCAUAAAAUACGCGUAUAUGUUACA